Apis cerana (Asiatic honeybee) is the source of this 1800-nucleotide messenger RNA. RefSeq names its product female-specific protein transformer. Lineage: Eukaryota; Metazoa; Arthropoda; Insecta; Hymenoptera; Apidae. The record is from RefSeq and is a predicted model, not a curated record.
AGUAGUUUCUCUAAGCGUGGGUAAGUGUAUUUCUAUUGCGAAAGUUUAGAAAGUUUUUAUAAUUUUAUUUUAUGAUAUUUCAAUGUUUGUUCUCUUUUAUUUAUUGUAAUAAUUAGAUAUUUUCUUAUAUAUUGUUUGAUGUAAAUAUAAUACAUAUUUAAAUCUUUUUGUACUUUACUAAAAAAAGAUUUACAGGUUAAAUUUUAUUGAUAUACAUAUACUUCUUCGAUAUUAUUGUAAAAAUGAAACGAAAUACAUCAAGUUAUUUGCAUCGCGAUGAAAGAUUUAAACAAUUACGUAGUGAAGAUAGCGAAAGUGGUCUACGUUUAAGAACAGAAGAUGAACGAUUACAACAUAGACGCGAAGAAUGGAUGAUACAACAAGAACGAGAACGAGAACACGAAAAAUUGAAAAAAAAAAUGAUUUUAGAAUAUGAAUUACGACGUGCUCGUGAGAAGAAAUUAGCAUUAUCGAAAAGAAGUAAAACUAAAAGUAGAUCUCCAGAAAUUCAAGAUAGAAAUAACGCAUCAAACACAUCUAAAACAUUUAUAUUAUUCGAAAAAUCAAAAUCUUCAGAUGAUACGUCUUUAUUUAGAGGACCAGAAGGUACUCAAAUUAGUGCAACAGAAUUACGAAAAAUUAAAGUAGAUAUUCACAGAGUUUUGCCAGGAAAACCAACAACAACGACUGAUGAAGUUAAACGAGAUAUUAUCAAUCCUGAAGAUGUGAUGGUCAAAAGAAGAACGGGAGAAGGAUCUAAGCCUAUAUUUGAAAGAGAAGAAAUAAAAAAUGUAUUCACACAUACAAGUGAAAUUACGGAACAUGGUACAGUUUUAGUUGUAAAUAUUGAAAGAUCAGAAAAUGAAACCGUAACAUGCAAAAAUAUUGCUCCGUCAAAUUUCUUAAGAAAUCAAAGUCGUAGUUUUCAACAUACAUCAUCUCGUUAUUCCAGCUUUGCUUCGCAAAAGAUAGAAGAAAUGGCAGGAUUGAACAAGAAUAUUUGUCAUCUCCUGUGCCAACAUUAUCUUCCUGUUCAAAAAGAAAAAGGCGUCUUGCGGGAAAGAAGUUGCAGUAGAGAUAGAAAUAAAGAAUAUAAAAAAAAGGAUAGACAAUAUGAAAAAUUAAGAACAGAUAAUGAAAAAGAAAAACUUUCACAAGAAAAAACAAGUCGUAAACGUUAUUCUCGUUCAAGAGAACGAGAGAAAAAAUCAUAUAAAAAUGAAAAUUCUUAUCGAGAAUAUCGAGAAACAUCAAGAGAACGAUCUCGAGAUAGAAGAGAACGAGAAAGAUCUGGAGAACAUAAAAUAAUUUCAUCUUUAUCGAACAAUUAUAACAAUUAUAAUAAUAAUAAACAUUAUAAUAAACAUUAUAAUAAACAUUUAUAUUACAAUAUUAAUUAUAUUGAGCAAAUUCCUGUUCCUAUUUAUUAUGGGAAUUUUCCACCAAAUCCAAUAAUGGUUAGACCUUGGGUUCCAAUGCAAGAGCAAAUACCAAGAUUUAGGUAUAUUGGUCCAUUAACAUCAUUUCCACCACGAUUUAUUCCUCCAAAUACGUAUAGACGUCCACCUUUAAAUCCUAGAUUUAGACCUAUGUAUUAAUGAAAAAUACGAAAAUUUUAUAUAAUAAAAAGUUUAUAAUGCCAACAUAUUGAAUAAUGAGAUGACAUUUCACAAAAAAUAAAAAUUUGUCAUAGUAUAUAUCGAGAUUGGACAAUUAAUGGUUCGAGAGUCAAAUAACUUGUACACCUUUUGUUCAAAAGAAUUGUAAAAAAUUAAUAAAAAAUAUGAAAUUUUUAUAUAA